AUGACAUUCACGCUCUGCGAGAGUAUCACCUAUGAACACGAGAAUGAAGCCAAGUCGUAUGGCGAGCUGUUCAAGAAUCGGUCCUCCUUCCGGCGACUCUUCCUGUGCUGUGCAUUGCAAGCUUCGGUGCAGAUGACAGGCGUGUCGGCUAUCCAAUACUAUUCGGUGACGAUCUAUGAGCAGAUCGGCAUUUCAGGCGAAGCCACACUGCGCUACCAGGCCAUCAACUCGAUCAUCGCCCUGAUAGCGCAGUUCCUCUGCAUCCUCUUCAUCGACCGCUUUGGCCGCCGCUGGACACUGAUCAGCGGGAACCUGGGGAACACAGUAACAUUCAUCGCUGCGACGGUGCCGCUAGCCAAGUUCCCGCCAACGACCAGCAACAACGGCGCACACUGGGACUUCAUCAUCAUGACCUGGCUGUACAACUUCUCGUUCUCGGCGACGUGCGGGCCACUGUCGUGGAUCAUCCCCGCCGAGGUGUUCGACAUGCGCACGCGGUCCAAGGGCGUGUCGAUUGCCACGAUGACUUCGUUCGCGUUCAACACGAUGAUCGGCCAGGUUACGCCUAUUGCCAUGAAGAAUAUCCAGUAUCGGUACUACUUUCUGUUUGUGACUAAGAAGGUGCCUCUCGAGGAGAUGAACUAUAUAUUCUCUAAUGCGCCGUGGAUUGUGCCUGGCAGUCGGAGGGAGGACUACAUGCCUCAUGAUUUGGAGCGCAAGGUUGAGGCACAAGAGGUCAAGAAGGAUACGGCACACUUUUGA
Messenger RNA from Penicillium alfredii, 762 nucleotides. RefSeq lists its product as uncharacterized. The transcript is spliced from 3 exons. Bases 1 to 762 code for a protein of 253 amino acids. Gene Ontology annotation, molecular function: carbohydrate:proton symporter activity. The record is from RefSeq and is a predicted model, not a curated record. Gene Ontology annotation, biological process: carbohydrate transport; transmembrane transport. NCBI's taxonomy places the organism in Eukaryota, Fungi, Ascomycota, Eurotiomycetes, Eurotiales, Aspergillaceae. Gene Ontology annotation, cellular component: membrane.